Lacerta agilis (Sand lizard) is the source of this 1114-nucleotide messenger RNA. RefSeq names its product zinc finger protein 501-like. The record is from RefSeq and is a predicted model, not a curated record. The transcript has 2 exons. The coding region runs from base 1 to 1050 and encodes 349 amino acids. NCBI's taxonomy places the organism in Eukaryota, Metazoa, Chordata, Lepidosauria, Squamata, Lacertidae.
AUGCUGGCAGGAGGGGAAGAAUCAGAAGUGUCACCAAAAGGAUCCAAAGAGGAGGAGGAGCAAAGGAAGCUGAGGGUACAAGAUGGAGGCAACAGACGAGAGGGGAGACGAAAGCAGAAGACGGAGGGUGAUUCUGAGUGUGGAAAGUGCUUCAGUCAAGUUGGGCCCUUACCUUGCAUCAAAGAACUCAUACCGGGGAGAAACCUUAUAAAUGUUUUGAAUGUCAAAAGAGCUUCAGUGGCAGUAGUUCCCUUAACUUGCAUCUACGAACUCAUACAGGAGAGAAACCUUAUAAAUGUUCCGAGUGUGGAAAGAGCUUCAGUCAGAGUGGCAGACUUACCUUGCAUCAAAGAUCUCAUACAGGGGGAGAAACUGUAUACAUGUUCCGAGUGUGGAAAGAGCUUCAGUCACACUGGUAUCCUUAGUAAGCACCGAAGAACUCAUACAGGGGAGAAACCAUAUACAUGUUCAGAGUGUGGAAGGAGCUUCAGUCAGAGUAGCACCCUUAAGUCGCAUCAACGAAUUCAUACAGGGGAGAAACCGCAUACGUGUUUGGAGUGUGGAAAGAGCUUCACUCGCAGCAAUGCGCUUACUAGACAUCAACAGACUCAUCAAGGCAGCAAACCUUAUAAAUGCUGGGAAUGUGACAAGAGCUUCAGUCGCAGCGACUCCCUUUACUUGCAUCAAAGAAUUCAUAUAGGGGAGAAACGAUAUACAUGUUUGGAGUGUGGAAAGAGUUUCAGCCAGAGUUGCACCCUUACUUUGCAUCAAAGAUUGCACACAGGAGAGAAACCUUAUAAAUGUUUGGAGUGUGGCAAGAGCUUCUGUCGUGGUAGCCUUCUCACGUUGCAUCAAAGAACACAUACAGGAGAGAAACCGUAUACAUGUUCGGAGUGUGGAAAAAGCUUCAGGUGCAGCAGCUCCCUUACGUUGCAUCAAAGAACUCAUACAGGGGAGAAACCGUAUACAUGUUCGGAGUGUGGAAGGAGCUUCAGGUGCGGUAGUCACCUUACUAGACACCAAAGAACUCAUACAGGGAGGAAAACUUAGAAAUGUUUGGCGUAUGGAAAGAACGUCAGUGACCGGGACCCUUCCUAAACAGUAAAGAACUCGU